CAUUUUGAUAAACAACUAGAACGCACCAGAUCUCUUUUUCUGCAAGGGAAGAGGCCAACUUGUGCAGCAUGCAGCUAAACCUCGGCCGUCCCAGCACCCGCGUGGUGGCUGGCCACCGCCAUGCCACUCCUGUGGUGACUGCUUCUCGCUUCAGCAGCCGCAGGUCGUCGGUCGCGGCCAAGGCCGUUCAGACCCCAUCCAAUGCGACCGCCGCGAGCGAGCUGCAGAGCCUUGGCCGCCUUUCCACCAUUGUCCCCGACACUCUAGCCAUGGAGACUCUGACCCCCGGCGCCAAGCUGGCUGCGGGGACUGUGUCAGCAAGCGUCUUACGGUCCGUCCUCGUUUCAGAGUCGCUGGGCCUGAAGCCGUAUGAGAACGCCAUCGUGGCCGCCAUGGCCGCCGGCAAGAACAGCAACAGCCCCCUGGCCGCCGCCGCGGACCCGCUGGACCGGGCGCUGGUCAACGUGGGCGCCAUGCUGUGCGACGUGGUGUGGGGCCGCGUGGAGACCAUCGUGGACCCCAACCUCGCCAACGACCAGGCCGCGGUGACGGAGAAGGUGCGGCUGCUGGCGGCGCUGUACGCGGCGCUGCGGGUGCCGCGCGACCGCCUCAUCUUCGGCCUGCCCGCCACCUGGGCCGCCACACAGGCAGCCAAGACUCUGGAGGCCGAGGGCAUCGCCACCAGCCUGUACAUGGUGUUUUCCGCCGCCCAGGGCAUCGCCGCCAUGCAGGCCGGCGCCUCCGUCAUCCGCAUUAACGUGGGCCGCGUGCGCGAGUGGUACGACAAGAACCCCGGCGCCAUCCGCAACCCCAACGGCCCCCGCGAGGACACGGGCCUGCCCUCCGCCUACGACCCCGCCAUUGAGCUGGUCAAGGAGCUCUACUGCUACGGCCGCAAGUACCACCCCAAGAGCGCCAUCAUGGCCAUGGGCCUGCGCUCGCGGCAAGACGCCCUGGACCUGGCUGGCCUGGACUACCUGAUCCUGUCGGGCCGCGUCAUGAGCCAGCUGGCGGCCCAGGACACGGACCAGGGCUACAACGACGGCCUGUCGGCGGUGGGCGGCAGCAGCGGCGUGGAGGCGGUGCUGACGCCGGCGCUGGCGGCGCAGGCGGAGGUGAAGCAGUGGCCCGCGCUGACGGAGCCGGUGUGGAAGAGCGAGCUGGGCCCCGCCGCCACCGAGCUGCUGGCGGCGGCGCUCAAGCUGCGCGCCAACGACGUCACCGAGCUCAAGAAGCUGCUGGCCAGCCGCUCCUCGGCAGCCGACUAAUGUGUGUGGUCGCUAUGGCAUGUGCUGGGCCGGAGCAGCCGACUAAUGUGUGUGGUCGCUGUGGCAUGUGCCGGGCCGGAGC
Chlamydomonas reinhardtii is the source of this 1350-nucleotide messenger RNA. RefSeq lists its product as uncharacterized. Gene Ontology annotation, biological process: carbohydrate metabolic process. The coding region runs from base 69 to 1268 and encodes 399 amino acids. The record is from RefSeq and is a predicted model, not a curated record. The transcript is spliced from 11 exons. NCBI's taxonomy places the organism in Eukaryota, Viridiplantae, Chlorophyta, Chlorophyceae, Chlamydomonadales, Chlamydomonadaceae. Gene Ontology annotation, cellular component: intracellular anatomical structure.